Folsomia candida is the source of this 2372-nucleotide messenger RNA. RefSeq lists its product as uncharacterized. The record is from RefSeq and is a predicted model, not a curated record. The transcript is spliced from 7 exons. NCBI's taxonomy places the organism in Eukaryota, Metazoa, Arthropoda, Collembola, Entomobryomorpha, Isotomidae. Bases 61 to 1500 code for a protein of 479 amino acids.
CACUCGGCAUCAACAGAACUAAAUAAUAAUAAAAUAAUUAAAAUCUGUAAAUAUUUAAUAAUGGUUUCGUCACGUGUAAUAUUUUUUUCAAUUAUUACAACUAUUUUAUCCUAUUUGUUGGCUGGCGUCAUCUUUUUGGUGCCUGUUAUAUCUCUCAAUUUCUAUUCACUGGCAGAAAUAAAUUACACGUGUGAUUGGAACACGAGGAUGGAAGAAGUUUUAAAAACUACGGGUCCUGCUGUCCCUAACGCGAUAAAAAUUUGGGCGAAUCAAACGGGAUAUUUUGACUCGAGAGAAUUUUACAAAAAUCAGACUUUGGAGUACAAUGAGUUAAUCAAUUACUGGGAUUCUUUACCUAAAAUUGAGGUGGAUGGCGUUCCCGACUUAAUAUUUGUGGUGAAGAUGCCCUGCGUUAGGAACGAGUCGUUAGUGCGAUUUUACUCGGAAACCGUGCUGAAGUUUCCCACGUUAAGGAGAUCCUUUGCUGACACGUUGCUAACUGGCGGGCAUAUUAGCUUAUGGCCGACCCAGUUGCGGAAUUUUUGCCUCUACUUGGCCCAGGCAGUAUACCUAAUUUCGUCCCUGGCAGGAUUUAUCUGCCUGUGUGUCACGUGUGGGAUGGAUGUAGAAUUAUAUUGCUUCUUACAUUUUAUCGGAUUGGAGAUGUUGCUAAUUUCUGGGGAAAUUAUUCAAGAGAUGAGUAUUAAGCAGGAUGUUUGCUCCGAUGUGAUUUAUUUUGAUAGGAAUUAUUUACAAUAUUGUCCCGCUGUAGAUGCAUUUUACAAAUUUGUGCCAACAUCGCAAGUCUUGCUCUUAUCAGUUUUAAUUUUUAGGAGGAAACUUAUUCUGGAAAGUGAGAAACUUCAAGUAGCUUUGUAUUUGACUAUUUGCAUCAUUUUGCCGGCCGGAUAUUUCAGUUUGAGCUAUUUUUUGCCAACAGAUUUGAGGAGUUACCAGUGUCAAGCAGGUCUCGAUGGGUAUCCCCCAAUUGGUGAUGCGUGGAUGUCAAUUUUGCAUAAAAAUGCGGCUUUACUGGUAUCAAUCGGGGUUACUUUGUUGACCACGUUUUUCACCUAUUUCGGUUCCAAAAUUGGUAUUGCAAAAGGAGUGUCUCGUUGGUCGCUCGAAUUUAAACUUCUGCUCCUCGUCUAUGGAAUUUUCGCGUGGCUGCAAAUCCUCGAGAUUUUACUCUACCUGGUUACCGAUAAGUACAGUGCGAUCGUAAUUUGCAGGAUAUGCAAUUUUAAAAGUAUUUUCAUUUUAAUCCUUCUCGUGAGGGAUGAGCGGACGAAGUAUGGCGCUUCAGAGGCGAUUAAACGCUAUAAGGAACGAUUAGUGGAAUUGACGGGUGAAUUCAAGACCAGGGUGUCUUCUAAAGGAUCCACCUUCUCGGUGUAUAUGAAGAUUAGCUGGAAUAUUUUGAAAAUUAUGUUCGCAAUCCUUUUCAGGUGGAUGGGCAGGUGGGGUGCAAAUAAUGAAGAGUUGCAAACCGGACAAUAAAUAUUUCUCCGUAAACACAUAAGAUAUCAAAUAUUUCUGUACGUAGUUUCCAAAUAUGUACAUAAUAGGAUUUAUUUUCAUACGUAAAUCUUGAUAUAGUUUGUUAUCGAUUUACACACCUUACUUUGCUAUAAAGAUUGUUACAUAGAUAUCUUUAAAACUUGGUAAAAUUUAGAAUCUCGAUAUACUUGGUUAUUUAUUUACUUUACGAGAUUUACUUUAUACUUUAUAGGAGGACUGUUAGAUAUCUUAAAAAUUUGGAAAAUGUAGUAAAAUUUAGAAUUAAAUAUUAUGCAUUUAACUGGCUGAUUUUACGAAUGAUGAUUAAUCUGUGCUAAGCACUAUUGAUACGUUGCACGAAAUUUGCGGUCAAGCUGAGACCGAGAUUCUUAAGUUAAGUUGAUAGAAGGUUGUCUGAAAUUGUUGAUCCGACUCAACUCUUUCGCUUUGUUGGUAAACCACUCGAUAGUUUUUGAAUAAUCUUCUUCAUGAAAAAAGCGGAUCGAAUAAUUUUGAAAUUCUAAAAAAAAAUAUUGGAUCGAAUAUUUUGUUUAAUCCAAAAACGGAUCGAAAAAUGUUGAUCCGAUCCGAUGGACCCGAGGAGUACUUACCUUCUUAGAAUAUGUAUAUAUUUGACCUUGUGCAUAAUUAAUUAGACAAAUUAUUACAUAAGUAGGUAUAUUUAGCAUAUUUACGUACAUUUCUACGUUUGGAUUGCAGAGAAUUUAAUACAGUGGAGAAAACGCGAAUGGCUGAUUGGACAAAUAUUUACAUAAAAUAUGUACAAAUAUGCUAAUUUGUUCCCAUGAUGUAUUUAUGACCUCAUCCAGUAAAGCCACAUGAAUGUGGUGCUAAUUCCAAGCUAAAUAAAC